Molecule: messenger RNA, 1576 nt
Organism: Perca flavescens (yellow perch)
Lineage: Eukaryota; Metazoa; Chordata; Actinopteri; Perciformes; Percidae
Gene: ogfrl1
Product: opioid growth factor receptor-like 1
Exons: 7
Coding region: 111-1283 (390 amino acids)
Cellular component (GO): membrane
Molecular function (GO): opioid growth factor receptor activity
Source: RefSeq, a predicted model, not a curated record
UGUGAGCCCAGCGCGCUUCAAACAGAAAUACGAGGUUGUGGACAAGAUUAUGUAGUAUUUUGUGCAAAGAAGAGGACAAUAGAAGAGAGCAGGUGUUGCAUGUUUUUUAAAUGGGAAAUCUGUUGGGCAGCUGGCGUUUCAAGGAGCCGAGCACCGUUGAGGAAUGCGACUCGACGUGGGGGUCGGACUCCGAGAGCGAUGAACCGGCGGCGGCUGAAGAUGACAGCGGCAUCUCCGACUCUGUCAGCCCGGCGGAGAGCGACCGCUCCGCCGGAGAUACGUCCCCGCAGCUGACAGAAUCUCCAGAGUCUGUUCCAAAGAUGAAGAGGAGUUUCUACGCUGCCAGGGACCUCUACAAAUACCGGCAUAGCUACCCGAACUAUAGAAAGUCCCGGCAACCCAACGAGUAUCGUAACCUGCGCUUCUACCUGAACAAGAUCCCUCUAGUACCUGAUGGUAUCUAUAUAGAGGAGAUUCUGACUAAGUGGAGAGGCGACUAUGACAAACUGGAGCACAAUCACACCUACAUUCAGUGGCUGUUUCCGUUAAGAGAACAAGGGCUCAACUUCUACGCACAUGAACUGACUCAGGACGAGAUCAAAGAAUUCCAAAGCACUCGGGAAGCUAAGCGCAGAUUCCUGGCGGCCUAUUCCCUGAUGUUGGACUUCUACGGCAUCAAACUGCUGGAUAAGAGUGGUAAUGUUGCCCGGGCUCCCAACUGGCAGGAGCGUUUCCAGCACCUAAAUGAGUCCCAGCACAACUACCUGCGCAUCACCCGCAUCCUGAAGUCCCUGGGCGAGCUGGGCUACGAGGCCUUCAAGGCCCCGCUGGUCCGUCUGUUCCUGGAGGAGUCGCUGUGCCGCAACACCCUUCCCAACAUGCAGCACAGCGUCCUUGAGUACUUUGUCUACACCAUCCGCCUGCCGGCCACGCGCAGACGCCUGCUCCGCUACGCCCGCCAGCACUACAGGCCUGCCCACGCCUUCCUCUGGGGCCCGCCGCCCAAACGGCGAGUAGGGGGUGUCGGUGCCGGAGGUAGCGUAGGCGCUGGGAGUAGUGGGAUCAGAGCACCUGCUCCAACACCAGAGCAACACAGGAGGGGGGAGGAGAGCACCAGCUCCCCAUCUGCAAGUAGCGGGGUUAUUGUGUCUUCCCAUGAUGCCAUGCUGUGCCCAGACCUGGCUGCAGGAGCGCCAAAGGGCCGCACAGGACUCGCUUCGAAUACGGCUGGACUGGAGGGAGCGCUGAUGAUGGCGGGAGGGAGAGGAGAGAGGAACAAGUAAAAUGAGAUUGUUCCUUUGUAGGGGAUGGGGCUUUGAUUGUUUUCUGCUUUCUGGCAAUCGGUGCAGUUGUAAAGUCAAACGAAAAUCAUUGUUACCAGGAACUUUAUUCUUAGCAGAGUUACGAAGCUUCUGGACGCUUCUGAAGCUUAGGGGCAAGACUAGGGAUGUAACGAUUCAACUCACGAUUCAACUCACGACUUUACGUUGACGAUGCGAUUUUCUCCGGGUUUUUUUUUUUUUUUUUUUUUUUUUUUUUUUUUAAAUGACUGAAACAUAUUCCUUUAUUUCUAUAA